CCGAAAAACAAAAACCCUCCAUAAAACUACGACCUUCUCAAAACAUCACGCCAUACACGAUGAGUGGGUAUGAACAACAUGUGGCCGAGGUCUGCCAAAGGGGGAUGCGCCUCUACAUGGGACUGUCCGACAUCAACGUCGCUCUGAACAGCUACCUGAGGGAGCUAGACGACGGAGACUGGGACGUCUACGAGGAGGACCACGAGGACCUCAAGGGCACCAGGGAGCUGGAGGCGGCCAAGGCCGAACUGGUGACGGAGCUGGCCUGCUUCGACGACCUUCGUCAGGACUUUCUCAGCGCCUGGUACGUCGGCCGCGGCGAAGAAAUCUCCAAGCUUGAGGAGACGGUGAGGGCCGAUCCGGACCUGCGCCAGCUAAUCGCAGAGAUUGAAGGACCCAGCCUCGAGUUCGACGAGGACCACGAGAGGAUGGCCAAGACCAUUGCCGACAUUGCGUCUGCGGUGAGCUACUUUGGUUGCACAAUGUCCUCCCUUGGAGUGCCGGCCUGGUGA
Molecule: messenger RNA, 512 nt
Organism: Pyricularia oryzae 70-15
Lineage: Eukaryota; Fungi; Ascomycota; Sordariomycetes; Magnaporthales; Pyriculariaceae
Exons: 1
Coding region: 60-512 (150 amino acids)
Source: RefSeq, a predicted model, not a curated record